AUGGCAUCGCCAGGCAUUAUCCUCGCCCUCGGCGCGAAACCCCAGGCCCUCUCGCACGUGGCUAAAAUAGUCGUGAACAAUGCGGAAGAUAUCGUUCAAUCGGGCCCUUCGCCCGUCGAUGAGUUCGUCUGUGUACUGGAGCAGCGGGUUGCUGAGGUCUUCAGCGAAAACGGUAUCCCCGAACGCGUGGUCUGUUGGCUCCACGUACAGGUGGUUGUUGUACUGCACGUCGAGUAUUGCUUGCCGCGGGUUUGGAUACGGGUUAUAGCCAGGAGUGUAGCUGACCUGCAGUCCGGUGGCUCGAAUGAUGCGGUACUGCAGAAGAGUCUCGGUACAGAAGGCGCUGUAGCAUGCCUUUGUCUCCGGGUCGUGCGGACUUGGGAUGAGGUCGUCGUAAAGACGUGCGAUCUCGUAAGACCGCUCUUCGUUAAUCUUGGUAUAGAAAGCUGGGAAUGGGUGUGUGAUAUUCAUCAGCUUGCUGUAUACCAAGGCAGCCUGCCGAGCUGUGGCGCAUGGGCCGAAAGGGACUUUUGUGCCGUGGAUGUUGGCGACGGAGGGAAGGCCACGCAAGGGCGGGUAGUCCGAGUGGUCCUGAUCCGCUUCCACGGGUUCAGGCCUGUGCAGUAUGGCCGGAACCUUGCUGUGUUGGGCAGACUCGCGGAUGAGACGGGCGCAAUAUUGCUCCAAGUCGCGCUGCCAUUGCUUCAGGAGCAUGGCUUUUAG
Molecule: messenger RNA, 723 nt
Organism: Penicillium maclennaniae
Lineage: Eukaryota; Fungi; Ascomycota; Eurotiomycetes; Eurotiales; Aspergillaceae
Exons: 1
Coding region: 1-723 (240 amino acids)
Source: RefSeq, a predicted model, not a curated record